AUGGAAAGAUAUGAGAUAUUGAAAGACAUAGGUUCUGGGAACUUUGGUGUGGCUAAGCUUGUGAGAGAUAAUGGAAGUGGUGAGCUAUAUCCAGUCGAAUACAUCGAGAGAGGAAAUAAGAUUGAUGAGCAUGUGCAGAGGGAGACCAUGAACCACAAGUCUUUGAAUCACCCCAAUAUUAUCAAAUUGAAGGAGGUCUUGCUAACCUCGACUCAUCUAGCCAUAGUAAUAGAAUAUGCAUCAGGAGGUGAACUUUUCGCACGAAUAUGCAAUGCUGGGAGAUUUAGUGAAGAUGAGGCAAGGUUUUUCUUUCAACAGCUGAUAUCCGGAGUCAAUUGCUAUCAUUCCAUGCAAAUUUGCCACAGAGAUCUAAAGCUCGAAAGCACGUUGCUGGAUGGAAGCCCAACACCAUGCCUCAAAAUUUGCGACUUUGGUUACUCUAAGGCGCUCUUUUGGGCUUGUUUUGUGUUUACCUUUCUGCCCCAGGAUUUUGGUUCUGUGCAAACUUUUCUCCUCGAUUGUACGAGCAUUUGCAGUUUUGGCCAUGCCGGUGGUCGCGCGGAAAUUUAUUUCUUUUCUUUUGCCACUGAAUACGUUGAUCCUGAGAGCAAUUCCAGGUCUAAACGAAAUCGGAAAAGCUUUAUAGGGUUCACUGCAAACAUCAAUCGUCAGGAUAGGUCAUGA
Messenger RNA from Striga hermonthica, 684 nucleotides. Lineage: Eukaryota; Viridiplantae; Streptophyta; Magnoliopsida; Lamiales; Orobanchaceae. The record is from the annotation of a GenBank genome assembly.